UCGUUUCGUGUGUUGUCUAUCAUCACUUAAAGCUUUCAGAAAGUUUCCUCGUAAUUAGUGUCAAAUAAGAUCUUUAGGAAUGAUGAGAAGAUUCGUAAAGUGGAAGGAUUAUAAUUUUUUCAAAACAAAGUUUAAUUUAUUUUUUACAUAGAAUUUUAGAACAUCGUACCAUAUAAAAGGAAAAGAUGAAUCAUCCAUACAGAGAUAAUAUGAAUGCAAUGAGGCCUCAAACAUCCAUGUACAGUAGUCAGCAAAGAUUGAUGCACCAAAACAAGCCUUAUUAUCCUCCUAAUUCUCAGCCAUGGCUUUCUAACCAAGAAUUUAUGACUUAUGGAAAUAGGACUUCUCAAGUAAACCAGCCGUAUCUUAUGCAAAAUAGUUCAUAUCAAAAUUAUAACAUGCCUCCGUCACAGAUGCCUUUAAAAGAUAUGAUUAGUCAAAAUCCAUUGCAGCAGAUGAAUCGAAAAUUUGGUAGUUCUGUCAACCAAGAUUUAAUUAAGGACCUUGAGCAAUUAGUUUCAGAUCAAAGAUACCAACCUAAUAACUUUCAUUCAGCUCCAAUGAAAGAAAUUCAUUCAACGGAGAGGAAAAUGUUGAGACCUUCUUACGGUGAAAUUGCAUCAAGCAGCUAUCCCAUCCCUAAAUCCCUUAAUGAGCAUGAUAUAUUAAAUCAACUUAAGACUUCAUCAGCUGUAAACUCUUGUUCUCAAAUAAAAGAACAACAUUCUUCUUUUCAAAAUGAUAUGAAAUCUAGUUAUGGACAGCCAGAUAAUUUUGGGAAUGUCGGCCAUUCAUCUGGCAUUAACCAGCAACUUCGGCUUCAGAAUAAUUUAAUCUAUGAAAAACCUAAUUCUUUUGCAUCGCCAAAUAAAUAUUCUCAAUCAAAGAAUGCAUAUUUUGAUCAAAAAAAUUCCUCCAUUUAUCAAAACCAAGACAAUUUGUACGGUGACCUACCAAGUCCUGUAUCUGUAAAACCUCUGCCUUUAAAUGAAAUUACCUCUGAAAAAACUUCACAUUUGUUUGAAACUCAGAAAAGUUACCCUUCUAAAGAAAAUAUUUCAUCUCAGAGUGUAUCUAACCAAAAUAUGUGUGAUUUAUUUCCAAUUAGCAUGCCAUGCACUGCUCCAUUUCAAACAGGUAUGACAACUUGUUCUCCUGUAUCUACGUUGCAAAGUACUUUGAGUUCGUGUGCUUUUAGCAAUGUUUCAUCGAUUGCACCUGUAAAUACUAAACAAACUUAUAGUUUUACAUCUGAUGAAACUAGCUGCAAUGCAAGUGGAUUGUCCACUACAUUCAAAACAGAUUUUUCCAAAGCAGAGACAAGCGUUUCUUAUUCUGAUGUUCACUUUUCGGAACAUUCUUUCAGUAAAAAUCUUAAUACUGAACCCUGUUAUUCUUCACAAAUGUUUUCUACGUCUGAUAUUGACCAGAAUACUAUAACAACGUCCAGUGGUGUUUAUUCAGUUCCUGGUUUAAGUCCCUGUAUAGAUGCUGAUUUGAACAAAGACUCAAUUGAAAACAAAAUAUCUGACAAUGCAUUUGAAGACAGUGAGUGGUUGAAAACUCAUGAUAUUCCAUUUAUUGCGGAGAAAGAUGAGUCUCAGAAAGAAGCUGCCCAAACGGAUGGCUUAAGUGAUCUCCUGUCAGAACUUUCCAAUGACCAAAAAUCAUUAGAAGAGCUAUCUGAUAGUGUGCUAAAUCCAAUUUCACAGGAAUCUAACUCACAGAAGUCAACAUCAAAUGUCUCAUCUACUUUAGCAGAUGCAAAGGAAAAAAAUGAGAAAUUAGUCACAGACUCUUCUAAAGUUUCAUCAACUCUUGAAGAUGCAUUAGAUACUCUUCAAAUCACUGAACCUGUUGUUGGUUUAGAACACAUUAUUGAGUAUAAGAAGUGUCUUUCACAACUGGGUAGUUUUCCUUUUCGAUGCAAAGUGUGCAAUUCAUCUAUAACAAGACCAAAAAUAAUAGAUCAUAUUCUAGGAGCUAAGCAUAGACUUCGAUACUUGAAAAUUAAAGAUGAGAAGAAGUAUGAAUCAAUAAUAUCUCUUAAAGAAGAGCAGUCUGUCAAGGAGUCUAAAAUAGCUUUGUUGGCAGCUGAGUUGGAGCUUCUGCAUGGAAGAGGCUUUGUUACUGUAGUUGUUGAAAAUCCAGAUACUGAAAAAGUUAGUACUGAAAAUUCAUCUGAUAGGAAUGAAGCACCAGUUUAUAUACCUAUUGGUUUUGAGGCUUUAUCGCCAAGUCAUGAGAUGGAUACAUCAAGCUUCGCGUUGGAACCACAGCCGAAAGAAACAAAGCCUUUGAUCGAGAAAAAUGCUUCUUCUAUGUGUAACAAACAGGAUGAUGGUGCUGCAGAAACAUCUAAGAAUGCACCAUUGUAUGUUUCUCCAGUACCUGAUAGCAUAGUGCCUUAUUUAGAUGACAGUUCAAAUGACUCAAGCUCAAAUGUCUAUGCUAAAGUUUCUAGUGCAGGGGACUUCUUGGAAAAAGAACGUAGAAAUAAAAUUUCUAGUCCAGUAUUUAUGACCCCUUCAGUUGAUAAACACCAGAAUAUGGAACAUGAAAAGGAUGUUGCAAAUGAAUCCUCAACUAAACGAUCUUUUUCAAGUUUUCAAUCUUUUGAUGAUGGGUUUCAAAAAAUUAUAAAACAGCUCUCGGAUAAAGAUGUACAUUCAAGUACACUUAAAAAAUCUCCAACCAAGAUGGAAAGUGAUGAAGUUAUAGAGAAAUGUAAAGACGAAGUACUCAGUGAAAAAGGCAGUGUCAAAAUUAAUGAUAUCAUAUCUGAAGAUGAUGUUUCUAAACACGAGCUGUUUAAUCCACUUAUGCUAGAGAAUUUGUCAAAAUGUGUGAUAUCAACUGAUGAAGAAGCUGCUGUAGCUUUGGAGACUAUCAACAUCUUAAUGAAACUGCUACUUCGGUAUAAGUUACAACCUAUUCCCAUAGAUUCUUUAGAGAAUCUGAUGAAAUCGCUUUCAACUGGAUCUUCAGUUGAAAUGGAUGGUAUUUUGACCAUGUUAAAGAAAGGAAAACCUGUUCCUCUUUUAAAGAAUGAAGUUAAAGAAGAAGAUUCCUCAACAACUUCAAAAGUUACUUCAGAACAAGCUCAUGACUUGAAAGAAAGUUUAAGUCAUGAAAAGGCAAGUAUACCUGUUAAUGCAUCUGACGUUGAUGUGAGUAAUAAUGACUACACAGCAUCAGUAACACAUCCAAGUAACUCAAAACUUGCUGGUGUCCCACCUAUUAUUGAACAGAGCUGUUUGCCAGUUUCAUCUGCAUCAACUGUUGCUAAUAUGUCAGUCUGUAGUUACUCAAAUUCUGGCAGUCAACCAUCUGGUCCGGUUACUAGUACAAAUGUACCAUUUUCAAAUCUUUCAACAGCACAGGCACCUAAUUUUCAUUUCGAUCCUGCUGUUGCUGCAGGCCUCAAACCACCUCCUUUUUUUUGUUGGCCUCAGAAUACAGAUGCACCUUCACAAAUCAAGCAACCUGCUGCGGCCAUUGACAACCAGAAUAGUAUGAUGUGGAGCAGUGUUCCUUUCCAAGGAGCUCAAGCUCAGUAUUCCUACUAUCAGGCAUCCAAUUAUAACAACAUGAUGUACAGUAAUCAUUACGGACAACAGUAUGCUCAGCCGGUUCAAUUACCCCCUAAACCAAUGCACCUCCAAGUACCUGUUGUUCCUCCUCCUCCACCACCCCUGCCUCCUUUGCCAUGUGAUCCUCCAUUGCCACCUAUCCAAAAAGAAAUGUCUGUUGGUGGUGCUGCUCCUCCCCUACCUCCACCACUACCACCCCUAAAUCCUCCUCCAACUCAACCUUUGCCCCCUUUGCCUCAGUUUCGAUAGGCUUUAUUUGUAGCUGACGUAUUUUAAUUUUUGACAUACCAUAAGCGCUAUCUUGCUGCAAUACAUAAAUAUCUUGUUUUGGGAAACAAUUCAAAGAAUGAAAAUUCAUUUUAGUUUUUUAUGGGAUGAUCUAAGUUUACUAGAAAUUUUGUCUUGUUGAUUUAUUCUAUUUUCCACAUGUUUAAAGUUUGAGAGUGAGCAUGUUGACACACUUCAUUAGCAGUACAUGCCAUAGGCAUGCGCACAGGAGUCACCAGGGGUACUAUGGUACCCCCAUUAAAACAUAAAAAUGAAAGUUCAUACAAAAGUGGCUAAAAUUUUACAUGUUUAGGUUCAUUAAUUUCACACCUGAUACACUUUAAAAACGCUUUUUUACUCACAAUAUUUGAAAAUUUUCCUUAAGCGAGCAAGUAUGGGAGUCUUUCCAAGCGCAAUUUCAACCUGCUGGUGCAGCAGUACCCAUAUUUCUGAAGCCCAGUGCACACCUAUGAUACAUGCUACUUCAGAACAUAUUGCGCUUUAUUUAUUGGACAUUAAUAAUAAAUGAUGCAAACUGUGAGAUUAAGUUAUUAUAUAAGGUAUAGUGGGAGAAUUAGCUGUUGUGACUUUGUUUUCCUCAGUUUUGAAGAAAAUAUGCAUUCACAUAUUAAGUUAGACUUUUUGAAUGGUUUUAUUUAUGUAUCUCUCUCUCUAAUGGUAGGUUUACUAAAGAUUAAGUUCUUUAGUAACAAUUUCAUUAAACAACAGUUUGUAAAAAAGGGCUGUGCAAUCGGAACUUGCAAAAAAAAAAAAAAAUAUAUAGAAAAUGGAAGAAACUCAAACGAAAUCUAUUGCUGUAGGGUUUAGAAUAUUAUAAUAAAAAUGCUUUACACACCAUAAAAAUUACUGUUAGCACCUUACAAAAAUAACUUUCAUAUCUUUCUGCAAACUAAUAAUACAGUCCAUUAUUUUGAAAAUAUAUUUGCUUUUCAUUAUAAGUCUUUAACAACCAGGCCCAUCAUUUCGGGGAGGGGAGGGUCAGGAGGGGGCAAUUGACCCUCCUUCAUUUUACGAAAUCAAUGUGUUUUUAGAUAUGUGGGCAUGAAUUUUUGGUUUUCAAAAUAAAAUGCAUUGGAUAAUACCUUUGGACCCCCUGGAAAAUUUUGAAGUGACUGGUCUGUCAACAGCCUUUAUUUUUAUAACCCCUAUUUCCUUUUCCUUGUUUCUGAAUAGCAACUUAAAAAAAUUAAAGUAAUUACUGGUUACGUUAAAAAUAAUAUUUUCAAUACAUUUCAUCGGAAAAAUAUUCUCACACAGAUUUUUGUAGGCUGUUUAGUUUUAAAAGCCAGGAGCCAUUCUGUAACUAUGUGAGGGUCCCAAGGAGGAUGGGGUGGAAAAAUCUCUACAUGCCCUUACUUUGGGAGGGGGGGGGGGGUAAAACCCAUUCUUAUAUACCAUUUUCUGAGUCAAUAUUUUAUAUUAGAAAUAAUGUGGUCAAUAGGUUUGGCAGGGAUCAUAUUUCAUUUGCAUCUGAAAGAUAAAAAGCGUAUUAGACUGGGCUGUUAUUUACUUGUCUUGCAAACAAUUGAAUAGUGUUUAAUAUAACAAAAGAAUCGCACUAUGUAUGGCAUGUUUUAUUUUUAGUUAAAAUCACAUCAUAUAAAAAAAUUGUUGAAAACCCAUUCAGUCUAGAUUCUAACUUUUUAGUUUUCACAAAAAGAUUUUUAAAAAUAAUUUCUUAAUAGUGAAUUUAAUAAAGAUUCCGUAGUCGUAUACGUUAUACAAAUAACUGUGUUGAGAUGUUUGUCUAGGUUACGCACGGCGUAUUUAAUUACGCUGCAAGUAACGGUACUUAAAGUAUUUAGGUAACACAGACCAACCACGUCAUCAGCAACAGCAAUAGAACAAUAUAACUUAUCUACUGAAAAAUAAAAAUCUUCGAUUUACAUCAAAUGGAGAACUUUUAGUGUUGUUACUGAACUUUUUUCAACAACAUUACAUUAUUUUGAAAAACAAAGUGGAAUCUUAUGUAAAAAUAGAGGGGGGGGGGGUGAAAAAUCUUAUGUACCCUUAUAUGGGAUGGAGGAGGGGGGAAGUCAAAAAUUGCCAAAAUCAUUCUUACAUAAUUAAUGGAUUGUCCUUAAUUGCUUUUUCAGCUUUUGUUUAACAUCAUAGGAAGUUAAAGCAUAAUCAUUUAAAACUCUUUUUUCCACAAUUACAAUUUCAAAAAUGCAUUCCAAUCGUAAAAUCCCUGUGAAUGAAAUAAGGGUUUGUAAAAAUUCAGGAAUUUGACAGCAUGAGUCUUAAUUCAUUUCAAAUUCUUCUCAUAUAUUUAUCCAAAAUUAUUCGCAUAAUAGAAUAAUUGUCACUCACGUGUCUUCAUUUUACUUUAAAAGCAUUUUAUUUAUUUUAAAACAAAUUAAGUUAAAACAUGGACAAGGAAAACAAAACCCUAGCUGGAUACAUUCUCAAACACGUUCAAUAAAUGAAAAAUAAAGAUUACUACUUAAGAGUUGUUCAUUUGCAUUUUAAUAAAUUGGGAUUGAUAUUCUCAUAUCCCUGUGCUGUACCCGAAGGAUUGUACGUGAAGACUGUUGGAAACAACUGGAGUUUCUUCAGAAUUGACAUUUACAUAGUUUAGCAGCUGAUUGUCUCUGUAUGUUAAUCUCGAAAUAAUGUUUUGUUCCUUUUAUUAAAAAAAAAAGUGACAGCAUUGUUACACAUUAUUUGAUGCAGUGGAAAGGUAAGGGAUGUAAGUGGACAGUUUCAAGUUUUGAGUAAAACACGUUUAAAGGUAACGUCCUAGGUAGGCUUUCAUUGAUUUUUUUUCUAAAUCAUGCUAUACAGCAGAAUCUACCAGGAUUACUAGUACUAUCUUGCCCCAAGACAGAAGAGAGGUCCUUCUACUAUUUGUACUGGUUGUCUCCAAAAUUUUAAUUUUAUCCCUUACAUUCCUUUGCUUCUCACUGCCUCAUUUAUCCUUCAUUGUUUUGGAUUUGUAUGAAAUGAAAUAUUUUACUUAUAUUGUUUGCAUGUAUUCUUUUAGAAUUGAUGGUUUAUAUGUAUAUAUCUCAUAUUCAAAUAAAAUAUUGUGUUUUUCAAAUCUUUGUGUAAUGUUUGUGUUAAUAUUUCUAUGUAUUUGUUAUUAAUAAAAAUAAAGAAAAAGGAAAACAAGCCUUUGCUUGUUUACAUUUUAUUUUGCAUACAAGAAUAAUUUAAAUCUUGUUUUCAUUUGUUAAAUCUUUUAUCCACUAUGUAUC
Uloborus diversus is the source of this 7081-nucleotide messenger RNA. RefSeq lists its product as uncharacterized. Bases 186 to 3842 code for a protein of 1218 amino acids. The record is from RefSeq and is a predicted model, not a curated record. The transcript is spliced from 10 exons. NCBI's taxonomy places the organism in Eukaryota, Metazoa, Arthropoda, Arachnida, Araneae, Uloboridae.